Etheostoma spectabile (orangethroat darter) is the source of this 950-nucleotide messenger RNA. RefSeq names its product plasma membrane calcium-transporting ATPase 1-like. Bases 48 to 407 code for a protein of 119 amino acids. NCBI's taxonomy places the organism in Eukaryota, Metazoa, Chordata, Actinopteri, Perciformes, Percidae. The record is from RefSeq and is a predicted model, not a curated record. The transcript has a single exon.
CCCUACGAAGGUCUGGAGAGCAGUCCCGCAGCUCCAUCCACAGCUUCAUGAGCCACCCUGAGUUCCGCAUGGAGGACUCGGUGAACCACAUCCCCCUGAUCGACGAGGCCGAGUGCGAGGACGACCCCCCCAUCAAGCGGAACUCCAUGGUCCUCCCGCCGCCGCUGACCGGACUCUCCGCCACGCUGCCGCCCCCCCCGCCCUCGCCCAAACGAACAACAACGCCGCGGAGCCAUGGCCCCGCUGCCGGCAUGAUCGCGCCCAACUCAGCGGGGCUGUCGCCGUGUCCGGGGGAGCCCGAUGCACAGCCUGGAGGACGUCCCUCUGAAGCCCCCCCCCACCCCCCAGACUGGACCAAGUCCUGUUGCAGGGCUGUCCGGACGGGUUUUACGGCGAGAGUUAACUGAUUAUUCUGAGAUCAUUGGUAAAAAAAGAUCUUUUUUUUUUUUACAGACUCUUGUGAUUGGUUUCGUCGAGAGAUCCCCUGCUUUUUUUUUUUUUUUUUUUAGACUCCAGGAAGCAGAUGUGUGUCCAGAUGUGUUUGUGUUGUCGUGUGCUGAGCGUCCACAAAGAUGACGUUUCCUUCGUUAUUCUAAUAGACAUGAACUCUGCAUUUGUUGGUUAGGUGAAGAGUGUUGUGGGUGAUCGAUCAAUAUCAAUAUCAGUUUUGAUGUGUAAAUAUACGAUGUUGGUGUUCAGACGUAGCGGAGCUCGUUUUAAUAUCGGCUGACGGUGACGAGGUCGGGUGUAGUGUUGUGUCAAGUGUAAGACUGAAAGGUUAGAGUCAGUCAGCUUAAAUAAGGGGGGGGGGGGGGUAUUCUUACAGGAACGUGUGUUUAGACAGAAACGUUUUGAGUAAAUGUCCUUGGAUUUUAUUCUAGCAUUUUUGUAAUGUUUUAGCUUGUUGUCGUUUUCAAAAGAUGUCGAGCGGAAAGUUAUUAAAAGUUUUG